CUUUCUCUGACGCCGUAGCUCCCGCCUCCUGAGUUGGAAGUGUUUCUUGCUUUCCUCUCCGCUAAAGGGUUUGAUUCCUUUGAGUAUUACUAAAUGAAAUCUUCAGGAAGUCUGAUCUGAAUGGAAGUGAAUUUAUUUGAAGCAUAACAUGAAUUGGUUCCUGAUAACACAGGAGUUGAGUUUCCAAAAAUUUAUGAAGCAGUCAUCAUAUGUAGAAGAACUUAAGUAUGACUUCAAUGAAAAGGCUGAAUUGAGACACACAGAAACACAUGAGCCCUUCAUCUUUAAUUAUUACAAAAAUACCCUUGAGAGAAACAGCAAGCGCUACCAGGCUCUUGGACAUUUGCUUGAAUGUUACAUUUAUGAACUCCUGGAGAAGGUGUGCAAACUAUGCAAAGUAUAUAUCCCAAUUCAGGCUAUUAUGGAACCAAGGAGCUUCUUUUUCAUGAGUGAAAAUGCAUUGACUAAUCCUUCCCUUCUUCUUGUCCUCCUUCAAGACCAUGGAGUUUUUCGAGCUGGGCAGUGGAGUCAACAGACUAUUGUCCGUCAUGGCCUACAACAUGGAAGUCAAAUCCCUUGUAUUCAACUAGCAUUGCAGUCAGAUUAUGGUAUCAUUGUUUUAAACCCCAAUGAUAAUUUCAUGGAUUUAAAACUAGAAAAAGAUUGUCAAAGUCCUGUAAGAUACCCUAUUGAGUCAUCUUCCACAGAAAUGUUUCACCCUGGGAACCCGUUUUCUUUGCCAAAGCUUUCCCAGUGUAUUCCUAAAAAGUAUAGUAGUACACCUGAGGAACAUACUGCCUACAUCUGGAAUCAUUUCAUUUUAAAAAGUGCAGCCAGGAAUGUAGCUUUUAUUGUCCAUGGUUAUGGAGGUUUGGUAUUCAUGGACUUACUUGUUCAGAAAAAGUGGGAAGUAAUGAACAAAGUAUAUGCUGUAGCUCUUAUUGAUUCUGCACACCAUAUAGAGCAUCAGCUAGGAAAUGAUACACAGCUAUUAGCAUGGAUAAAACAUCACUGUCGUGAAUGGAUAACAAGCCAUAAGCCAUUGGAUAAACCUGUAGCUACUGUUUUGAAAAUGGAUUGUCCAAAGGUUUCUGCUGGUACAGAAAAUCAUAGCUUAGCACCUUCUACCAGCCUACAAUCAAUUUUCAAAUACCUCAAAAAUGCUUUAAAAGCCAAAACAUCUGUUCAUUUUUCUCGAAUGCCAAUUGUAACUAGAAGCUGUACAAAAAGAAAACAAAACACUUAGGAAAAAAAGAGACUUACUAUGUCUGCUCCUUAGAAAGCUGCAGUAAGAAUGUUGGAAUGAAAAGGCAGAUUUUACUUCUUCCCAAUCUUGGCGUAUUGAAUAACUAUUAUGAUUUUGAAUUUUGUUUUUCUUAAAGAAAUGUGAUUUUUUUUUAUUUUGCAGUCUUUUAUAAGAUAAAGUAAACUUCCAGUCUGCUAUUUUUUGUACUUUACAAAAUUACUUUAAAGUCCAUUUUUAGAAUUGUUUAAUUUUAAAAAGCCGCUUUCUUAAGAAUUUAAAAGUAGUCAUUACAAUGACUACAACUUAAUUCAGAUUUAGAGCAAGUUAUAUUCUUUGAUUUAUAAAUGACUUUGGUAACUCUGUAAAACUAAAGAAAAUUAAACACAAUGUGAGCAGCA
Molecule: messenger RNA, 1644 nt
Organism: Antechinus flavipes (yellow-footed antechinus)
Lineage: Eukaryota; Metazoa; Chordata; Mammalia; Dasyuromorphia; Dasyuridae
Product: putative protein FAM172B
Exons: 3
Coding region: 149-1246 (365 amino acids)
Biological process (GO): regulatory ncRNA-mediated heterochromatin formation
Cellular component (GO): nucleus
Molecular function (GO): siRNA binding
Source: RefSeq, a predicted model, not a curated record